CUUCAGAAGGUUGAAUCAAUUGCAACCAACCUACUUCCCAGACCACAUUUCAGCUGUCAUCUGCGACUUCCGCAUUCAGACAGCUACUUGCACGUGCCAACCGCUACUUUCCCAACAUCACCACCAAUCCAUCAUACAACAAAGAACACGCACACCAGAAAACGACAAUGGCCGGUCCCAAACUGAAGACCAGCAUUGCAAUUGUUGGCUGCGGUGACGUAGGCGCAACACUCGCCUACACACUCAUCCUCCAGCCCAUCUGCAGCGAAGUAAUUCUAGUCGACCCCAAGAAAGAGCUAUUGGAGGCACAAGUACGAGACCUAAACGAUGCCACAUACCGCGGCGGCAGUGGAGUAAAAGUGCGCGCCGGGAACCACAAGGACGCUGGGCAAGCAGACAUCGUGGUCAUCACUGCGGGAGCGAAGCAGAAGACGGGUGAAUCGCGCCUUUCCCUCCUAUCUCGAAACCUGCACAUCCUCUCCUCAAUCUUCAGCGCCAUGUCGCCCAUCAGCCCACACACCAUCCUCCUCCUCGUCGCCAACCCCGUCGACAUCCUAACCUACUUCGCACGCAAACUCUCCGGACUGCCAGAAUCGCAAGUCCUCGGCACAGGAACGUCUCUCGACUCAGCGCGCCUGCGUGGCAUCCUAGCACAGAAGACCGAAGUUGCCCCUAACAGCAUCGAUGCGUACGUGCUGGGUGAGCACGGUGAUAGCCAGUUCAUUGCGUGGAGUAGCGCGAGUGUGGGGACUACGCCGCUAAAGCUUGUUCUGGGGGAGAAGUUGGAUGAAGAGUUUAAGGUUGAGAUUGCGAGUCAUACAAGGGGAGCUGCUGGGAGUAUCAUCGCAGCAAAGGGAUGCACAGCAUACGGUAUCGGCAACAUUGCUGCGUCGAUCUGCAAAUACAUUCUCUUCGACUCGCGUUCUGUGCGUCCUGUAUCGUUUUACCAGCCCGAGCUAGGUUGCUGUCUUUCGAUGCCGGCUGUGGUAGGCAGAAAGGGUAUCGUCAAGCCGAUGCCCAUCGAGCUCGACGAGCAUGAGCAGGCUGAGCUUGAGAAAUGUGCGUAUGGGCUAAGAGGAGUCAUUGAGGGCGCAGAGAAGGAGCUUGCGGCUGAUGAAGAAUUGAAGAAGGCGUUGGAGGAAGAUAAGGGUGUUUGA
This is a messenger RNA of Macroventuria anomochaeta, 1157 nucleotides long. Its product is annotated as l-lactate dehydrogenase-like protein. Bases 168 to 1157 code for a protein of 329 amino acids. Gene Ontology annotation, cellular component: cytoplasm. The transcript is spliced from 3 exons. The record is from RefSeq and is a predicted model, not a curated record. Gene Ontology annotation, biological process: carboxylic acid metabolic process. Gene Ontology annotation, molecular function: L-lactate dehydrogenase (NAD+) activity. Lineage: Eukaryota; Fungi; Ascomycota; Dothideomycetes; Pleosporales; Didymellaceae.